AUGAAAAAUAACUGUCCUGAUGUUAUCGCAAGUGGUGUCUUGGGAAUGCUCAUAUUUACGACCGACUUUUUGUUGUUGAAAAUUUUCCUUGCAUAUUUUACAACAAAUAUUGAUGUUCUGGUGAUGGAAAUGGAUGCUCAUGAAUAUGAAAUCAAAAGCGACUUAGUUCAAAUGUGGAAAGAGAUUGUUGAGAAAGGUUAUCUCUUGAACAAAGGUUAA
This is a messenger RNA of Clunio marinus, 219 nucleotides long. The record is from the annotation of a GenBank genome assembly. Lineage: Eukaryota; Metazoa; Arthropoda; Insecta; Diptera; Chironomidae.